AUGAAAUAAGAUAAAUCUCACCUAAAACAGAAAUAAGCAUUGGAGGGAAGAAACUGGAAAUAUUUGGAAAGGCCAUGGAAUCCCCAAGGGGAGUGACUCUAACUGUUGAGUAGCAGGUGGAAGUAAUGAGAGUCGGGCUCUUCAGAAGGCACCUGCAGCAGACAGCCUUCUGUUCCAAGUUCUCGCCUCGUCGCCCUGAAAUACGGUCCAGUGAGGCGCCCCUGGCCCAUCGUGGCUCUUUCAUUGCUUUUUUUUUUUUAUGUUAUGUUAAUCACCAUACAUUACAUCAUUAGUUUUAGAUGAAGUGUUCCAUGAUUCAUUGUUUGCAUAUAACACCCAGUGCUCCAUGCAGUACGUGCCCUCCUUAAUACCCAUCACCGUGCUAACCCAUCCCCCACCCCCUCCCCUCUAGAACCUUCAGUUUGUUUCUCAGAGUCCACAGUCUCUCAUGAUUCGUCUCUUUUUAUCCAAGGCCCGGCCCCAUGCUAAGCUCCAGGAUAACCCAAAAAUGAACGUCAAUAUCCUUGGCCCUAAAUGUGCUCAUAAAUGGGAAAAGGAGGGAAGAAGAGAAGGGAAAUGGGCCUGACCAAACGCAGAGAACUCAAGUACAGAAUGAUAUGGCCCAAAAUAAGCAAAGAACCGUGUGCCAUGAGCCAAGAAGAACACCGUUCCCACCUUCCUAAUGUGAACGAAGGACAGGGAUGUGAACACAGGGGAAAACUAAGAGACAGAAUCACAGCUUUAAAGAGCUACCCUCUAAUUAAGGAUCCUACUUCUUUUCUCUGGGCCUCUGAAUGCUUGUUGCUCCAAGAUUGCUCAAACCAUUAACUCAAUUUACUUAUUUUGCAGUCUCUUUUAUGUGUCUACUAUUCUUGGGGUUGGGGUUCUUCAUGCCACUUAGGAUGUGAUGGAAGUGCCGUGGAAAGUUGCCAGUGAGAUGGAGCUCGCCCAAGUGGCAGGGGCUGUCUGUUUGCCACAUAGACUCCCUUUAAAAAGAAAAACUCAGCACCCGCAAAAUCCCAAGUGUUCAGCCUGGAACAACAUCAGGGAGCCAUCUGUGGGCUCCCCCUUGAGAUUCAAGGAAAGGUGGAUGCUGUCAGGAGAAUUGCUCUGGCUAUGCCCCUAGAAUGUUCUGUGUCUUGGUCCUAACAAUCUAAGUGAAGUGCUUUUGUGUAGAUAACAGGUGCUUGUGCAUGCACACGGUGUAGUCAGGGUCCCUGCCCUGCUUACCAGGUUGAACCAGGGCUUCAUCCAAGCUCUGUGCCACACACACACACACACACACACACACACUCCCCAACCAAGAUGAGGCACUCUACUUAGAAGGCAGGUCACAGGCACUCACCAAACCCUAGAAUUUUCUUGUUGGCAAGAUACCUGGAAAAUAGAGUCCCAACUUCCCAUUUCUUGCAUGAGGAAUCCAAAACCCAGAGAAAUGAAAGAACUACCUCAAGGCCAUACUACUCAUUCCAGGUUGAAUGACUCCCAAGCCAGUCCUCUUUCAUGAAACCACACAAACUCCCAUUUCUGGACAUCUUUAACAUGGUUUUGUUGUGCUGAAGAGAAUUGGAGCAAAUGCACAUCUGAAAUGCCCAGGCUCUGAUAGUACAGUUGCUAUUAGGUUGUUAGGAGAACUGAAAGGAAAUUAAAUGAACAUGAAUUGUGGCUGUUUUAUUUCAGAGACCAGGUUGCAGUCAAGUAAAAAACAUGGUAUACAUAUAAGUAUAGAGCAUGGCCCGACUAUAUAGUAAACAUUUCAUGAUUCCAUUCAUUCACUUAGCACUUACAUAUUGCCUAUUAGGUGCAGGCACUCUGCUAGACACUGGAGAUUCAAUAGAGUACAAGCUUAUGCUCUGGAAGGGGAGAUUGCAAAUAAUUAAUUCAUAAGUAAAGUAAUUAUUAUGGAUUAUAAUAGGUGCUUAGCAGGACAUGAAUAGGGAGCAAAGAUAGGGAAUACCUGGGGAUACCUACUAAAAGAGUGUGGCCAGGGAAGGACUUUGUGGAAAAGUGGCACUGAAGUCUGGAGCUGAAGAAUAAGACAGGGCCAUCUUUGCAAAGACCUAGUUGGAGAGCAGUGCAGGCAAAUGUAAUCACAAGCACCAAAGCCUUGAGGUGGGAAACUUUGGCUUGACUAAAGUAUAGAAAAGAGACUGGAGAAAAGGAGUAAGUAUAAGGGAGAAAGUGGUUUGAGAACUUGCAGAAGAGGGUGGAGGCUUCUAGGUCAUGCUAAAGGAUGUAUCUGUUCUUCUGAGAACAGCAAGGAAGGAACCAUUAAAGAGAUUUUGGAUGAUGGCUCUGUCUCGUUUGUGGAGAAUGGGUGGGAUGGGUGCAAACACCUUAGGAGGUCCUGUAAUAAAAUAAUCCAGCAAGAAAAAAAGGGACAUGGACCAGAAUGGGGAGGAGUGGAUGGAUGCAAGACACCAUUCUGACACAGAGCCAAUAGGAUGUGCUGAUGGAUCGUAUUUCAGAGUUGAAAACUGACAAGUCAGAGAUAACUUCCAGUUUUAUGGGGAAUGGGGCAUAUAUAUCAGUGGAUCUAUAUUGGACAUAUGGAAUUUGAGAUACCUGUGGGACAUCCAAGUGAAGAUGAUGAGCAGGGAAGUGGUCAAAUGGACUGGGAACUGAGACUGAGAUGUCAUGACUAAAGUGGUAAGAGGAGAACCAAGAGUUAUGUCAUGGACACCAAGGGAGGAGACUACCUCAAGGAAAGAGUCCUUUUGAAUGCUCCUGUGAGAGCAAAGAAGACAAAGACAGAGAAGUGUCCAUUCAACUGAGCAGCAUGGCCAUUGCUGAAAGCCUUGAUGAGAGCAGUAUAAGAGGCAUCAUGGGAAGAGAUGCCAGCCUCUUCUGGGUGAGGUAGCAAAUGGAAGGUGAAGAAGAAGAAACAGAAUCUAAUAACCUCCACAUGGAAAGUGAUGCUACAUCAGAAACGAGCUUUCCUUUCUCCAAAGAAGCAGCAGGGGAACAUCUGGACCACCAGGCUGCACACCAACCCUUCCCCAGACAGCGAUUCCGGCAACAGCCUGGGCACCCUUCACUGCAAAGAGAUGGCCCCAGAUCCUUUCUCCUUGAUCUACCAAACUUUCCAGAUCUUUCCAAAGCUGACAUCAAUGGGCAGAAUCCAAAUAUCCAGGUCACCAUAGAGGUGGUGGACGGUCCUGACUCUGAAGCAGAUAAAGACCAGCAUCCAGAGAAUAAGCCCAGCUGGUCAGUCCCAUCCCCCGACUGGAGGGCCUGGUGGCAGAGGUCCUUGUCCUUGACGAGGGCCAACAGCGGGGACCAAGACUAUAAGUACGACAGUACCUCAGAUGACAGCAACUUCCUCAACCCCCCCAGGGGGUGGGACCGUCCAGCCCCGGGCCACCGGACUUUUGAAACCAAAGAGCAGCCAGAAUAUGAUUCCACAGAUGGUGAGGGCGACUGGAGUCUCUGGUCUGUCUGCAGUGUCACCUGUGGGAAUGGCAACCAGAAACGCACCAGGUCUUGUGGCUACGCAUGUACUGCAACAGAAUCUAGGACGUGUGACCGUCCAAACUGCCCAGGAAUUGAAGACACCUUCAGGACAGCUGCCACCGAAGUGAGUCUCCUGGCCGGAAGCGAGGAGUUUAAUGCCACCAAACUGUUUGAAGUUGACACGGACAGCUGCGAGCGAUGGAUGAGCUGCAAAAGUGAGUUCUUAAAGAAGUACAUGCACAAGGUGAUCAAUGACCUGCCCAGCUGCCCGUGCUCCUACCCCACCGAGGUGGCCUACAGCACCGCGGACAUCUUUGAUCGCAUUAAGCGCAAGGACUUCCGCUGGAAGGACGCCAGUGGGCCCAAGGAGAAGCUGGAGAUCUACAAGCCCACGGCCCGGUACUGCAUUCGCUCCAUGCUGUCCCUGGAGAGCACCACGCUGGCCGCCCAGCACUGUUGCUAUGGCGACAACAUGCAGCUCAUCACCAGGGGCAAAGGGGCGGGGACGCCCAACCUCAUCAGCACCGAGUUCUCAGCGGAGCUCCACUACAAGGUGGACGUCCUGCCCUGGAUUAUCUGCAAGGGCGACUGGAGCAGAUACAACGAGGCCCGGCCUCCCAACAAUGGACAGAAAUGCACGGAGAGCCCCUCGGACGAAGAUUACAUCAAGCAGUUCCAAGAGGCCAGGGAGUACUAAGGAGAUGUCACCUCCGGUAUUUUGACACAAACGCACUGCGCUGAUCUGCCGCCGGGGCAGAGUUCGUCUUAUCCGCAUCCAUGGAUAUUUGUAUAUACCACGCGGGUAUUUUCCAUAAAUUACACUAGAGGUGCGCACAAGGCCCGGGUGACUGCCGUCUGAAGCCACCUUGCCAUCCAAAAUGCCCGCAGAGCUCCUUGGAAUCCCUCUGAGGGGUGAUGUCAGCAGGAGGAUGAGGACAAAGGAGCCAGAAGAAGAACCUGGAAGCCAUAGUGGGUGGGAUUCGAUUUAUACCCAGAUCCUGCGCUUCCAGGAGAAGCAAAGAGGGAAAGACUGAGUUGUAAACGUUAUAAGCAGUUUUUAUAUAUAACUUAUUUAAUAUGAAUGUGACUUAAGCAUAAUCUUUUCGCUGGAGUUGUGAAACUGUUUAAUCACUUCUGUGAGAGUUCAGACAGGGGCUUAAGGAGGUGGAAGAGAAAGGGAAUUUUGGAAUAACUUUUUUAAAACUAAAUAACUCAAUGGAAGUGUAUCAAAAACAAGAAAACGCCCACCUUAAACCAAAUGUUCUUUAGUCAUGACGCACCUUGCUGGCGUCUCGGCUUCCAACAUGCCCUUGCCUAAGAUUGGAUAGGGGGUGGGGGGCACAGGGGUAUUUUAGGGGCAAAUCUGAGGACUGGUUUUAAAUAGGCUUUAAAAUAAAAGGCCAAUAUUAGCAUAAUGCUAUAAUUCUACUAAAAGGCUUCAGAGUGGCAGAAGUUCUGCUCAUGUCUUAGUGGGAGGUUCAGAAGCCUGCGGGAAGGUCGGACAUAAAAACAGGUAGUAGCACUUUUCCAAAAGAAAAAAUAAAAGCAAAAUAGAUGGGAAAAGAACAUGGACCUCAUUUCAUCUAUUUUAUUCUAAUACCAUCGUAACAAUGUUUUUCUCCACCAAUAUAUUACCAGUAAAUACAUAUAAAAAGAGUAGGGGGACUCAAGUCUUGAAAAUCCUAUUUUUUUUUUUUUAUGUUUUAAGAAAGGGGGAAAAAACUACAUUAUUUUUGUAAAGUAUUUAUUGAGUCAUUGAGUCUUGUGCAUCAAGCAUUGUAAUAUGACCUGGUUAUGUAGUGUGGAACUUAAGACAAAGAGUUUGUUCUUAUGCAGUCUUUCCUUGCAAAACUCCAGGAAAAGAGAAUAUAUCAUAAAAUCAUGAUCAAAUGUGUUACCUGCAAUAAAUGUGUAACCUGCAAAUAUUUAUGAUGCAAAUACCAUAAAGAGUAGGCCCAGGGCAUCAAGGCAGGAGAAAGGAAGGUUCAAACCAGGUGGGAAUAAAAGGCUCAUUGAUUGAUGUGAUGGUGGGUGGUAUAUCUCAUGGCAUCUUUGGCACCAAGAAUGUCAAGCCAGUCCCCAGGAGGCUGAACUCAUUGACACACAGAUAAGUUUUUGCCCACUCAGAGCUAAGAAAGAGCUAAGAAAAGCAGGCCAGAACAAAGGCUUGAGAGUCCAGGUGAGGGGCACCUGGGUGGCUCAGUUGGUUAAGCAUCCAACUCUUAAUUUCGGCUCAGGUCAUGAUCUCAGGGUCGUGAGAUCGAGCUCUGUGUCAGGCUCCAUGCUAGGUUUGGAGCCUGCUUAAGGUUCUCUCUCUCCCUCUACCCCUACCCCUCCCCUACCUCCCCCCAUCCCUUUCCAAAAAAAGACCAUCCAGGUGAGCAGGACAAAAUUCUGCAAUGACAGAAGUAAGUAGAA
Messenger RNA from Mirounga angustirostris (Northern elephant seal), 5871 nucleotides. RefSeq names its product isthmin 1 (gene ISM1). Lineage: Eukaryota; Metazoa; Chordata; Mammalia; Carnivora; Phocidae. Gene Ontology annotation, biological process: negative regulation of angiogenesis. The record is from RefSeq and is a predicted model, not a curated record. Bases 2864 to 4150 code for a protein of 428 amino acids. The transcript is spliced from 6 exons.